Microtus ochrogaster (prairie vole) is the source of this 1587-nucleotide messenger RNA. Its product is annotated as anthrax toxin receptor-like. The record is from RefSeq and is a predicted model, not a curated record. NCBI's taxonomy places the organism in Eukaryota, Metazoa, Chordata, Mammalia, Rodentia, Cricetidae. Gene Ontology annotation, molecular function: transmembrane signaling receptor activity. Gene Ontology annotation, cellular component: plasma membrane; cell surface.
AUGUCAGACUCUUGGCCGUACGUUUACAAGUUCGUGGCAGAUAUGGUGCAGAGGUUAUCGAAUCAGGAUCUGCGAGUGUCCAUCAUCACCUUCUCCUGUAAGGGCAACAUCAUCCUGCCCAUCACUGGAGACAGAGAAGAAAUCCUUAAGGGCAUUGAAAGACUGAAGUAUAGCAUACCUGCGGGACAUGAACUCAUUUACCUAGGACUGUGGAAGGCAAAUAAGCAGAUAAGAAAGGUCAACUCAGGAGAUGUCCAGCGUCCCAGCAUGAUCAUCUCCUUACUCAACAGUCCUCUGGGCGAUGACAUCUAUAAGUUUUCGAUGGAAGAGGCUGAUGAUGCUCGGAAAAUGGGAGUGUCUGUUUACUGUGUGGGUGUGGGCCACUCUGACAAAAAUCAGAUACUGGAAAUUGCAGGGAAACCAGAAAAUGCAUAUAUAGAAAAGAAAGCUGAAGACCUGAAUGACCUCAUUUUCCCUAUAGCUUCCAAGGCCUGUCCAUCUCUUCAAGCUUCAGAUACACGCAUUAUAUGUAUCAGAGAAUCAAAUCCAGUCAUACUUCGUGGAUAUGGCUUUGACUUUGCCAUGCGUAAAGAGGAGGUUAUUUGCAGGUUCCAUUUCCACGACAUAAAUAAAAGUUUCCAAGAUGUAAAAGCCAUCAAUUUAACCAAGACUACUGUUACUUGUCCUGGACCAAUCGUGGAAGAACCAGGAAAAGUGAUCUAUAUUCUACUCAGCUUGGACAAUGGAAGGAACUUCCUGAAUAACAACAAUGCAUUCGUUGCAAGCAAGCUAUGUGGCAAAGAACCAUUUACCACCACAACUACAACCACUAGGAGGCCCACAACUAAAACAACACGUACCACUACCACCAAGACAACAUCUACCACGACAACGACACCGGCAACCACAACUACACCUACCACAACCACAGUUACAGCAACCACUUCACUGAUGACCACUGAAAGUCCCACCACCAUCCCGCUGGUCACAGAGGAACUGAAGCCCAGCGGCGAUAUAUUCAUUUUUGCCCCAAUACUCUUGGGCCUGUUGCUGACUCUGUUGCUGAUUGGUUGUUUAUGGCAGCUGUGCUGCCUUCCGCCUGUCGAGGAGCCACCCCCACCUAAGCCCCAACCACAGCCCAGAAAGAAGCAACAGCCCCCUCCUCCAGUGUCUCCCCCAGCACCAGUGCCACCUGUAAAUCCGUCCCCCAUUGUGAUCGUCUGUUGCUGCACCUGUCGUGGCCUGACUGUGAGCAGAGACAUGGAGGACAACGUGACCGUGUGCAACUUCAACCCCCUAAGCUGUCACCAGUUGCCAUUGAUGUGGCCUCAUCCUAGUGACCAGGGGCGGUGUACCAACUUUGCCCUCCUGAAGGCCCUUCGUGCUCAUCGCUCCUGCAGUCCCAGGGUCAGCCUGCCACCGAGCCAAGAGUGUCUGCCUCUAGCUUCCUGCUCCCAGUACCACCAGUUCCCAGCCAGCUGCUCCAGGUUUCCGUCCAGGUUGCCAUCGGUCACCCCUCCUUCCUGGGUUCCUAGAGCCCGGAUGUCAAUGUACUGUACCUCUCAGAUGCCACAGAGCCAAGACUGA